UAUUUAUUUACCUUAUUCUGUAAUAAAAUUGAAAACUUGGAUUAGAUCAUCCAGAAUGCAUGUUUUUAUUAUACUAUCAAUAGCUCUUUCUACUGCGUUUUUAUACGCAAGAACAAGAUGGAAAUCAAUGCGAAUGAUUGACAGAGAUUCCUUCAAAGUGAAGCUGAUGAUAAAACUCGGAAUACCACAUUUGCUUCGUGUGACUGGUUUGUCGGAGAUAUUGAGGGUACGUUACCUAUAUCAUUUUAGGGCAUGCAAUGGAUACGAAACACUAUUAAGCAACACAGGAAUGGCUGCAGUAUAUGCGGAAGCUCUGAAAUUCCAGAUUAGAGACGAUGAUGUUUUUAUUGCUACUUAUCCAAAAUCAGGUACAACAUGGAUGCAGCAAAUUGUUUGGUUAAUAUGCAACAACGCUGAUAUCAAUGUUGCUGAGGACAAACCACUUUCGAGUCGAAUUCCUUUUCUUGAAACGGUAGAUAUGACCGACAACGUGUCUUUGGGAAUACAGACGCUGGAAAAAUGGCAAAAGAAUAAGCAAAGGAUAAUGAAGACUCAUCUCGCUUAUGGGCUCCUGCCUGAAGAUAUUCAAUCGGGUAACAAAUGCAAGAUAAUUUAUGUCGCCCGGAACGCGAAAGACGUUUGCGUUUCUUACUACUUCUUUCACGUCAUGAAUAUGCUACUACCGCACCCAGGAACCUGGAGUGAAUUUUUAAAAAAUUAUAGCUCUGGAAAUAUCUUGUUUGGAAGCUGGUUUCCGCAUGUUCUCACAUACUGGGAGAAGUUUCAGACAGACAAAGAACGCAUUUACUUUACUACGUACGAAGCUAUGAAGAAGGACAUGAAAAAGGAAAUAGUUGCUGUAGCCAACUUUCUUGGAAAAAAACUAACUAAUGAACAAAUAGAUAUCAUAUUUAAUUUCUGCACAUUUGACAGUAUGAGCAAGAACAAAAGUACAAAUUACUCACAUGUCAAAAAUUUGGGAUGGAUGGAUUUUAAAAAGGCAAAGUUCAUGAGAAAAGGUGAAGUUGGUGAUUGGAAGAACUAUUUCACAAUAAAUGAAAAUGCAGCUUUCGAUGAAUUAUACAAUGAAAAAAUAAAAGAUAGUGGGCUUGACAUUCCUUUCGAAAUGUGAAUUGUACACUAACAUUUCUUUCUUCGCUUCUUGCCUCAUUCAACUUGCUACACCUGACUUGCAUCGUUUCGCAUCGCAAGAUCCUGUCCUCUGAAUCAUGACGUAGUGGUGCGGGAGUCAUGAUUAAGAAUCUAUCGUUUACACAAAAUAUAUAUAGUUCAGCAUUGACGCGUGAGUGAUCGUAAGGCAGGGCGAGGCCGUUUUUGAGAAGGCCUUAUUAAUAUAUUUUGAUUUGAAGUAUUACUUUUGUGAGUGAACAAUACAUCGUCCAUAUUGAAAAAUCCAUCAGCUCCAAAUGCUUGAUCAUUAUUUCACCGCAUCUGAAUGCAAAGCCUGGCCUUGCAGUUUUAUUGCUCUACUAUUUAAGCAAGACUUCGCUGUUUAAGUAUUUCUUCUAUUUAAUUAGCUCUACUAUUUACGCUUCAUACAAUAAUAACAAGUUCAACAUCCAGCCAUUAACAUUUGUUACUUUAUCUAUGUGUUGCCCAUGGUUCAUCAACGAUGCGUUGAGUUGUUAACUAUGUAUAAGUAUUUCGCAUAUGGGCGUAACUUACAAUUAGUUAGUUUUAAUGCCUGGACUGAAAUAAAAUAAUCGCACAUAUAUUGUACUAACUAUUACGAAAGUUAUUUUUGUGGCAUCGAUAGAAUAUAUUUUUGCGUACUUGACAUUAAACUGCGAAAUAAGGUAUUCU
Messenger RNA from Styela clava, 1824 nucleotides. NCBI's taxonomy places the organism in Eukaryota, Metazoa, Chordata, Ascidiacea, Stolidobranchia, Styelidae. The record is from RefSeq and is a predicted model, not a curated record.